UUUGCCUCUCCGCUGGCGCUGCAAAACACCGCGGGAACACUGUGGGGAGACCCACGAAGGAAUUCCACAAUUUACUCUCCUUGCCGCCGCCGCCGGCCGAGCCCCAGAGGUGACGCGGAGAAGGGGCCGCCGUGCGCUCUCCUGCUCCAGCCGCCUGCAGGGACCUCCGGGGAGCCAGCGUCCCCCCUCCACUCGGCCCCUCUCCCGCAGGAAGAACGGGACACGCUGGGAGCGGGACGGCCAUGGGCCAGACCCCGCGCCCCUGAGCGCAGCGCAGCAGUCGGGGAGGCCGCCUCUUCAGGCCCGCUCAGGGCCCGCACGUGGUGCUCAGACAAAUCCAAAAUGAGGACGCACCGGCAUCUGCCCUUGGCGGCCGUCUUCUGCCUUUUGCUUUCAGGCUGUCCCCUGACCGGUGGUCAGCAACAACCAGAUGUCACACACGGUGCCGCUGCCGAUGUAGUAUUUCUAGUGGAUCCCUCUUGGAGCUUUGGGAAGGACCAUUUCCGACUCAUCCGUGAGUUUCUGUAUGACGUUAUAAAGUCUUUAGCUGUGGGACAGAGUGAUUUCCGUUUUGCCCUGGUCCAGUUCGACGGCAACCCGCGGACCGAGUUCCGGUUAAACACGUACCGCUCCGCCCGGGAGGUCCUGUCCCAUGUCUCCAACCUGUCCUACACUGGGGGCGGCAAUGAGACCGGAAAAGGAUUAGCGUACGUAAUGCAGAGCCACCUCACGGAGGCCGCCGGCAGCCGGGCCGGGCGCGGAGUCCCGCAGGUUAUCGUAGUGCUGACCGACGGACGCUCGGACGCCCGCCUGGCGCGGCCCUCAGCGGGACUUAAGUCUGCUGACACUGGCGUCUUUGCGAUCGGAGUCGAGGAUGCGGACGAAGGCGCCUUAAGGGAGAUAGCCAGCGAGCCCUUCCAAAUGCAUGUCUUCCGUCUAGAGAAUGCCACCUCACUCCAUGACAUAGUAGGCCGCUUAGUGUCCUCUGUGCACUCGUCCUUGGCUGCAGAGAGGCCUGGAGACACAGGGACCCUUAAAGACAUCACAGCACAAGACUCUGCUGACAUUCUUUUCCUUAUUGAUGGAUCAGACAACACCGGAAGUGUCAAUUUCACAGUCAUUCGGGACUUCCUUGUAAAUCUCCUUGAGAGACUGGCAGUCGGAGCUCAGCAGAUCCGAGUGGGGGUGGUCCAGUAUAGCGAUGAGCCCAGAACCAUGUUCUCCUUGGACGCCUACCCCACCAAGGCUCAGGUUCUGGAUGCAGUCAAGGCCCUGGGGUUCAUUGGCGGGGAGCUGGCCAACGUCGGCUUCGCCCUGGAUUUCGUGGUGGAGAAUCACUUCACCCGGGCAGGGGGCAGCCGAGUGGAAGAAGGGGUUCCCCAGGUGCUGGUCCUCAUAAGUGCCGGCCCUUCUAGUGACGAGAUCCGCGACGGGGUGGUGGCGCUGAAGCAGGCUAGCGUGUUCUGUUUCGUCCUCGGAGCCGAGGCCGCCCCCAGGGCGGAGCUUCAGUACAUAGCCACCAAUGACAACCUGGUGUUUACCGCCCCGGAAUUCCGUAGCUUUGGGGACCUCCAGGAGCAAUUACUGUCGUACAUUGGUGGCGUGGCCCAAAGGCGCAUUGUCUUGCAACCGCCAACCAUUGUCACACAAGUGGUCGAGGUCAACAAGCGGGACAUCGUGUUCCUGGUGGACGGCUCCUCGGCGCUGCCCACGGCCAGCUUCAACGCCAUCCGAGACUUCAUCUUCAGAGUCAUCCAGAGGCUGGAGGUCGGGCCAGAUCUCAUCCAGGUGUCAGUGGCUCAGUUCGCGGACACCGUGAACCCCGAGUUUCACUUCAGCACCUACACCACCAAGAAGGAGGUGGCUGCGGCCGUGCGGAGGAUGAAACCCCUCGGAGGCUCCGCACUGUACAUGGGCUCCGCUCUGGACUUUGUCCGGAACAACCUGUUCACCAGUGGGGCCGGCCACCGGGCCGCCGAGGGCGUCCCGAAGCUCCUGGUGCUGAUAACGGGCGGGAAGUCUCUGGACGACGUCAGCGGGCCGGCCCAGGAGCUGAAGAGGGACAGUAUCCUGUGCUUCGCCGUGGGCAGCAGGGCGGCCGACCAGGCUGAGCUGGCGGACAUGGCCUUCGACACGUCCUUGGUGUUCACCCCGGCCGAGUUCCAGGUCGCGCCCCUGCAGGGCAUGCUGCCCAGCCUGCUGGCACCGCUCAAGACAGUCUCCGGGACCACCACCGAAGUUCACGCAAACCAAAGGGAUCUCCUCUUCCUUUUGGACGGAUCGCUCGGCGUCGGACACAGCAACUUCCCCUACGUGCGAGACUUUGUCAUGAACGUAGUUAACAGCCUUGAUGUUGGAGGCGACAGGAUUCGCGUGGGUGUAGUGCAAUUUAGUGACGCUCCGGUGACGGAGUUCUCCCUAAACACGUACCAGACCAAGGCUGACGUGCUCGCGCACCUGCGGCAGCUGCAGCUGCAGGGGGGGUCGGGCCGGAACCUGGGCUCCGCCCUGCGCUACGUGCGCGCGCACCACUUCACCGAGGCCGGCGGCAGCAGGAUCCGCGCGCACGUCCCGCAGCUGCUGCUCCUGCUUGCGGCCGGCCGGUCCGAGGACUCCUACCUGCACGCCGCCAAUGCGCUGGCCCGCGAGGGCAUCCUGACCUUUUGUGUGGGAACCGAGCAGGUGGAUAAGGCCGAGCUCGAGCAGAUCGCUUUUAACCCGAGCCUGGUGUAUCUCGUGGACGAUUUCAGCUCCCUGCCGGCCCUGCCCCAGCAGCUGAUUCAGCCCCUAACCACGUAUGUCAGUGGGGGUGUGGAGGAAGUCCCGCUGGUCCAGCCAGAAAGCAAGAGAGACAUCCUCUUCCUCUUUGACGGCUCCGCCAAUGUCCUGGGCCAGCUGCAACCCGUCCGUGACUUCCUCUACAAGAUCAUCGACGAGCUGGACGUGAGGCCGGAGGGGACCCGCGUGGCCGUGGCUCAGUACAGCGACGACGUGCGGGUGGACUCGCGCUUCGACCAGCACCAGAAUAAGCCCGAGAUCCUGAACCUGGUGAAGCGGAUGAAGUUCAAGACCGGCAAGCCCCUCAACGUGGGCUACGCCCUGGACUACGCCGCCAGAUACAUCUUUGUGGAGUCCGCCGGGAGCCGCAUCGAGGAGGGCGUGCCUCAGCUCCUGGUGCUGCUGGUGGCGGGGAAGUCGUCCGAUCGCGUGGAAGAGGCGGCGCGGGUUCUGAAAGGCAGGGGGGUGGUGAUUUUCGCGCUGCAGGCCAAGAACGCAGACCCCGCCCAGCUGGAGCUGAUAGUGCUGUCGCCCGCCUUCAUCCUGGCUGCCGAGUCGCUCCCCAAGAUCGGCAACCUUCAGCCCCACGUGGUGAAUCUCUUACAAACAGUGCCGGUCGGGCCGACAGCACCAGUGCCAGCACCAGAGGCGAAGGACGUGGUGUUCCUGCUCGAUGGCUCGGAUGGGGUCCGGAGAGGCUUCUCCCUGCUGAAGGAUUUGGUCCAGCGGGUGGUGGAGAGCCUCGACGUGGGCCCCGACCGCAUGCGUGUGGCCGUGGUGCAGUACAGCGACCGCACCAGGCCCGAGUUCUACCUCAACUCCUACAUGGACCAGCAGAGCGUGGUCAGCGCCGUCCGCGGCCUGGCCCUGCUCGGGGGGCCGGCCCCCAACACCGGCGCCGCCCUGGACUUCGUCCUCAGGAACAUCCUGAUCCGCUCGGCUGGGAGCAGGAUCGAGGAAGGCGUCCCCCAGCUCCUGGUCAUUCUCACGGCCGACAGGUCGGGAGACGAUGUGAGCGGCCCCUCCGCGGACCUGGAGAGGGCCAGGGUGGUGCCCGUCGGCAUUGGCAUCGGCAACGCCGACAUCAGGGAGAUGCGGACCAUCUCCUACAUCCCCGACUUUGCCGUGACCGUCCCCACCUUCGGGGAGCUGGCAAACGUACAGCAGCAGCUGUACGGGAAGAUCCGGCUCAGUAAAGAAGAGCUGAUCCGGUUGAAGGAAACUGUUAUUUCAACAACGCCAGUCCCAGAUGCUGGCAGCAAGAAGGACGUGGUCUUCCUCAUCGACGGGUCCCUGCGCGCCGGCCCCGAGUUCCAGUACAUCCGCACGCUCAUGGAGAGGCUGGUGGACUCCCUGGACGUGGGCUUCGACACCACCAGGGUGGCGGUCAUCCAGUUCGGCGAGGAGCAGCCCAAGGUGGAGUUCCUGCUCAACGCCUACUCCAGCAAGGAGGAGGUGCGGAACGCGGUCCGGCAGCUGCGGCCCCGGGGCGGGAGGCGGGUCGACAUCGGCAGCGCCCUGGAUUUCGUGUCCAAGAGCAUCUUCAAGAGGCCCCUGGGGAGCCGGAUCGAAGAAGGCGUCCCUCAGUUCCUGGUCCUCAUCUCGGCCGGGCAAUCCGGGGACGAGAUGGACGACUCGGCAGUAGAGCUGAAGCGCUCCGGCGUGGCGCCCAUCACCGUGGCCCGGAACAUGGACCCGCGGGAGCUGGUGAAGAUCUCCCUGAGCCCCGAGUACGUGUUCUCGGUGAGCACCUUCCGGGAGCUGCCCCGCCUGGAGCAGAAGCUGCUGACGCCCAUCACGACCCUGACCUCCCAGCAGAUCCGGCAGCUGCUGGCCAGCAUCCCCAGUCCUCCGCCAGCUCUGGAGAGCGACGCAGCCGACGUGGUCUUCCUGGUGGACAGCUCGGAGGGCGUGCAGCCCGAGGGCAUUGCGCACAUCCGGGACUUCAUCAUCAAGAUCGUCCGGAGACUCAACGUGGGCCCCAACAAAGUGAGGGUCGGGCUCGUGCAGUUCAGCAACGAGGUCUUCCCCGAGUUCUACCUGAAGACCCACAAGUCCCCGGCCGCCGUGAUCAGCGCCAUACGCCGCCUGGGGUUCCGGGGCGGGUCCCCGCUCAACACGGGCAAAGCUCUGGAGUUCGUGGCGAGGAAUCUCUUCGUCAAGUCCGCCGGGAGCCGGAUAGAGGACGGGGUGCCCCAGCACCUGGUCCUGUUUCUGGGCGGCAAGUCCCAGGAUGACGUGUCCAGGUUUGCCCAGGUGAUCCGCUCCUCGGGGAUCGUGAGUUUAGGGGUGGGGAGCCGCCACGUGGACAGGACGGAGCUGCAGACCAUCACCGACAACCCCAGACUGGUCUUCACCGUGCAAGAGUUCAGAGACCUCCCCAACCUGGAAGACAGGGUCAUGAGCGCUGUGGGGCCCUCUGGGGUCACGCCGGCCCCUCCGGGGGUGCCGAUGACGCCCCCGCCACGGACAGAACAAAAGAAGGCGGACAUCGUGUUCCUGCUGGAUGGCUCCAUCAACUUCCAGCGGAGCAGCUUCCAGGAGGUGCUGCACUUCGUGGCCGACAUCGUGGACACGGUGUCCGGGCCGGACGACUCCAUCCAGGUGGGGCUGGUCCAGUACAACUCCGACCCCACCGACGAGUUCUUCCUGAAGGACUUCUCCACCAAGCAGCAGAUCAUCGACGCCAUCAACAAGGUGGUCUACAAAGGGGGGCGGCAGGCCAACACCAAGGUGGCCUUGGAGCACCUGCGGCUGAACCACUUCGUGCCGGAGGCCGGCAGCCGCCUGGACCAGCAGGUCUACCAGGUGGCCUUUGUGAUCGCCGGAGGCAGGUCCGUGGAGGACGCGCAGGAGGCCAGCUUGGCGCUCACCCAGAAGGGCGUCAAGGUGUUCGCGGUGGGCCUGGGGAGCGCCGACGCCGUGGAGCUCGGGAAGAUCGCCUCCAACAGUGCCAUGGCCUUCCGCGUGGGCAGCAUCCAGGAGCUGUCGGAGCUGAAGGAGCAGGUGCUGGAAACCCUGGACGCCGCCAUGCAGAAGAACCUGUGUCCGGGGCAGACGGACGUGGCCAGAGCCUGUAACCUGGAUGUGAUCCUGGGGUUCGAUGGCUCAGGAGACCAGAACGUGUUUGUGGCCCAGAGGGGCCUCGAGUCCAAGGUGGAGGCCGUCCUGAACCGCAUCAGCCAGAUGCAGAGACUCAGCUGCAGCGGCGGCCAGAUGCCCGUCGUGCGGGUGUCCGUGGUGGGCACCACGCCCGCGGGCCCCGUGGAGGCCUUCGACUUCGCCGAGUACCAGCCGGAGCUGCUGGAGAAGUUCCAGAACAUGCGCAGCCAGCACCCCUACGUCCUCACGGCGGACACGCUGAAGGCCUACCAGAGCAAGUUCCGGCAGUCCUCGCCGGACAGCGUGAAGGUGGUCAUUCAUUUUACUGACGGGGCGGACGGAGACCUGGACGCUUUACAGAAGGCCUCGGAGGAGCUCCGACAGCAAGGUGUGCAGGCGCUGAUCCUGGUGGGCCUGGAGCGCGCGGCCGACCUGGAGCGGCUGAUGCAGCUGGAGUUCGGGCGAGGGUUCAUGUACAACAGGCCGCUGAGGCUCAACCUGCUGGACCUGGACUACGAGCUCGCGGAGCAGCUGGACAACGUGGCAGAGAAGGCAUGCUGUGGGGUGCCCUGCAAGUGCUCCGGGCAGAGGGGAGACCGCGGACCCAUCGGCAGCAUCGGGCCGAAGGGUAUCCCCGGAGAAGACGGCUACCGCGGCUAUCCCGGGGACGAGGGCGGGCCCGGCGACCGGGGCCCUCCCGGCGUGAACGGCACCCAAGGCUUCCAGGGCUGCCCCGGCCAGAGAGGAAUAAAGGGUUCUCGUGGCUUCCCAGGAGAGAAGGGCGAAUUAGGGGAAAUCGGACUGGACGGUCUCGACGGCGAAGACGGAGACAAGGGGUUGCCUGGUCUUUCCGGAGAGGCCGGGAGUCCCGGGAGAAGGGGUGACAAAGGACCCCGAGGAGACAAAGGAGGAAGAGGAGACAUGGGCAUUCGAGGCGACCCGGGUGACUCAGGACAGGACAGCCAGCAGAAAGGAGUCAAAGGGGAGACCGGGGACAUUGGGCCCAUGGGUCUCCCUGGGAGAGACGGGGCGCCUGGCGGCCCUGGGGAGCCCGGGAAGGACGGCGGCUUUGGCCGGAGGGGCCCAGUGGGAGCCAAGGGCAACAAAGGUGACCCCGGCCUGGCGGGCUCCCAGGGGGAGCAGGGGACCAGAGGGGCGCAGGGCUCGCCUGGCCCCACGGGCCCCCCGGGCCAGAUCGGCGAGCAAGGCACCCCUGGACCCCGGGGGAACGGAGGGCCCCCCGGUGCUCCUGGAGAGCGCGGCAGAAAUGGUCCCCUGGGAAAAAAGGGCGAGCCCGGAGAGCCGGGGCCGAAGGGGGGACUCGGCAGCCCGGGGCCCCGCGGCGAGACGGGGGAGGAUGGCCGAGACGGGAUUGGCAGUGAAGGGCGCAAAGGCAAAAAAGGAGAAAGAGGGUUUCCCGGAUACCCAGGCCCAAAGGGCGUCCCUGGCGAACCAGGAACCGCGGGACCACCAGGACCCAAAGGCAUCAGGGGCCGGAGGGGAAAUUCGGGACCUCCGGGGGCGAUCGGACAGAAGGGGGACCCCGGUUUCCCAGGACCAUCUGGUCCCCGAGGCGACAGAGGCGACUCCAUCGAUAAGUGUGCCCUCGUGCAGAGCAUCAAGGACAAAUGCCCGUGCUGCUACGGGCCCCUGGAGUGCCCCGUCUUCCCGACCGAGCUGGCCUUUGCCCUGGACACCUCGGAGGGCGUCACCCAGGACGCGUUCAGCCGGAUGCGGGACGUGCUGCUGCGCACUGUGGGCGACCUGACCGUCGCCGAGAGCAACUGCCCGCGGGGGGCGCGCGUGGCCGUGGUCACCUACAACAACGAGGUGACCACGGAGAUCCGGUUUGCCGACUCCCGGAAGAAGUCCGUCCUCCUGGACAGGAUCAAGAACCUCCAGGUGGCCCUGACGUCCAAGCAGCAGAGCCUGGAGACCGCCAUGGCCUUCGUGGCCAGGAACACGUUCAAGCGCGUGAGGAGCGGCUUCCUCAUGAGGAGGGUGGCCGUCUUCUUCAGCAACCGGCCCACCAGGGCGUCCCCGCAGCUCAGGGAGGCGGUGCUGAAGCUGUGGGACGCGGGCAUCACGCCGCUGUUCCUCACCAGCCAGGAGGACCGGCAGCUGGCCGGCGCCCUGCAGAUCAACAACACCAAGGUGGGCCACGCGCUCGUCCUGCCCGCCAGGGGGGACCUCACGAACUUCCUCAAGACCGUCCUGACAUGCCACAUCUGCUUGGACAUCUGCAACAUCGACCCGUCCUGCGACCUGGGCAGCUGGAAGCCAGUCUUCAGGGACAGGCGCGCGGCGGGCAGCGACGUGGACAUCGACAUGGCGUUCCUCCUAGACGGCUCCGAGUCCACCUCCCUGCUGCAGUUCAACGAGAUGAAGAAGUACGUCGGGCACCUGGUCAGGCAGCUGGACCUGAGCCCCGACCCCAAGGCCUCCCGGCACUUUGCCAGGGCGGCCGUGGUGCAGCACGGGGUGCCGGAGGCCGUGGGCAAUGCCAGCGCGGCGCCCGUGAAGGUGGAGGUCUCCCUGACUGACUACGGCUCCAAGGACCAGCUGCUGGACGCCCUGGGCGCCAGGAUGGUGCUGCUGCAGGGGACCCAGGCCCUGGGCCGCGCCAUCGACUACACCGUGGAGCACGUGUUCGAGCGAGCGCCCAACCCGCGGGACCUGAAGGUCCUGGUGCUGCUGCUGACGGGCGAGGUGCGGGGGCAGGAGCUGCAGGAGGUCCAGGCGGCCGUCCUGCAGGCCAAGUGCAAGGGCUACUUCUUCGUGGUCCUGGGCAUCGGCAGGAAGGUCAACGUCAAGGAGCUGUACGGCUUCGCCAGCGAGCCCAACGACGUCUUCUUCAAGCUGGUGGACCAGCCCGCCGAGCUGGGCGAGGAGCCCCUGCUCCGCUUCGGCAGGCUGCUGCCCUCCUUCGUCAGCAGCGAAAACGCCUUUUACCUGUCCCCAGAUGUCAAGAAACAGUGUGACUGGUUCCAAGGGGACCAGCCGGCGAAGAAUCCCAUGAAAUUUGGUCACAGACGAGUAAACACUCCGAAUAAUGUUACUUCAAGUCCUGCGUCCAAACCAGUGUUCACCACCAAGCCAGAGGCCACCCUGGAACUGGCGACCGGCACCACCAAACCCGUGGCUGUGGUGCACCUGCCGGCCUCUAAGCCGGCCGCCUCCAGACCCGAGGCUGGGAGGCUGGCUGACGCCAAGCCCGAGGCCACAAAGGUGGCCACGGUCAGAUCCACUGUGGCUGCGAAGCAGGUGGCAGCAGUGAAGCCAGUGGCUGCAAGACCCCCCACCAUUGCCAAACCAGUCGCCACCAAGCCCGAGGCCCCCAAGACCCCACCAGCCAAACCAGUGGCCACCAAGCCCGAGGCCCCCCAGACCCCGCCAGCCAAACCAGUGGCCACCAAGCCUGAGGCCCCCAAGUCCCCGGCAGCUGGACCAGUGGCCACCAAGCCCGAGGCCCCCAAGUCCCCGGCAGCCGGACCAGUGGCCACCAAGCCCGAGGCCCCCAAGUCCCAGGCAGCCGGACCAGUGGCCACCAAGCCCGAGGCCCCCAAGUCCCAGGCAGCCGCACCAGCCGCCACCAAGCCCGUGGCCAAGGCCCUCCGCGAGCUGCGGGUGUCUGAGGUCACCGAGAGCAGCGCCAGGCUCCAUUGGGAGAGGCCGGAGCCGCCCAGCUCUUACUUCUACGACCUCACCAUCACCUCGGCCCACGACCAGUCCCUGGUGCUGAAGCAGAACCUCACGGCCACGGACCGCGUGGUCGGGGGCCUGCGCGCCGGACAGACGUACCACGUGACGGUGGUCUGCUACCUGAGGUCUCAGGUCCGGGCUGUCUACCGAGGAGCUUUCAGUACCAGGAAAACGCAGCCUGCGCCGCCGCAGCCCGCCCGGUCGGCCGCCAGCGCCACCGUGAACCUCAUGGUGAGCACGGAACCGCUGGCCGGCAGUGAAGGAGCAGACAUCUGCAAGCUGCCCAGGGAGGAGGGCACCUGCCGGAAGUUCGUGCUCAAGUGGUACUACGACGCGGAGACCGGCAGCUGCGCCCGCUUCUGGUACGGCGGCUGCGGCGGCAACGAGAACAGGUUCCACUCCCAGGCGGACUGCGAGCGCGUCUGCGCGCCCGUGCACGUGAAACCGGGCGUCGUCGCUGCCCUGGGGACCUAGGGCCGCCGGCCGGGGACGCACACCUCUCGAAGCAGGAGCCAGCCGUCUCCGGGCCGUCCUUGCAGAACCUCCGGGUGCAGCUCCCUGGCGCCGCACCGCCUCCUGCUUUGAUCUACACUCAGACUGGGGAGGGGCCGCCUGCCGCACGACCCGUCCACAUGGUGCUAGCGGGGUGCCUGGCCCCCGCACCCGCGGUCUCCGGCAGUCAGGUCCUGGGCUGCGGACGCCGUGCGGCAGCCACGCACCGCCGGCGCUGCCGCCGACCUGCCGUCACCUCGCACUCCCCCCGGGCUCCACGCCGCGCCUGUUCCGGGCAAACGUGGGGUCUGGGAGGGAACCCCCGCCCCUCACCCCCCACCACGGCUACGCUUCUACUCUCGCUUCCUUCCUCCUCCCCUCUCAGUUUAAGCUCGGCUUCGGAUGGAGACCCCGCGACGGCGACCACACGCGGGCCCCGGCUUCCCCGCGUUGCCCCCGGUGUCCCGGGCUAGAUGGCCAGAGAAGGCUCUUUGCCCACAGCCUCUGGCCCAGGAUCUCGCCAUCUCUGCACGCCGCCCCGGGACCAGUGCUUAGAUCAAAGUGAACAGAAAGUCAUGAGAGAGAGUAUUUUUGGCAUUCCUUUAAUGUGUGGGGUUUUUUUUGUGGGGGGGUGGGGGGAACUAAUUUUAAUUUUAAAAUUUUUAGGAAAUUUAU
Molecule: messenger RNA, 10749 nt
Organism: Phyllostomus hastatus (greater spear-nosed bat)
Lineage: Eukaryota; Metazoa; Chordata; Mammalia; Chiroptera; Phyllostomidae
Gene: COL6A3
Product: collagen type VI alpha 3 chain
Exons: 45
Coding region: 343-10056 (3237 amino acids)
Molecular function (GO): serine-type endopeptidase inhibitor activity; protein binding
Source: RefSeq, a predicted model, not a curated record